GGUAAAAUACGAUUGACUUUUCUGGAGAUGGUUAUUAAAAAAUCAUUUUUUUAAAACUUAUUUAUCUCAUAUUGUUAACUUAUUUGCUCUGCAUUGUGUAAUAGAAGUUUUAUGCAAGUAAGUUUUAGGUUUACGUUUUUAGCAGCAAAUUUUGCAUCUCUGAUUUAUCCUUGUCACUGCAGUCACGUUUAAAAAAUAUAUGACAGAAUAAAAUCUGGCAAAUUGGUUAAAUAAAAAAAGAAGUUUUAUGACUCAACAAUGAGUAUUCUAUAUAUUAUCAUACUAAUAUUUUCGUGCUUACCACUUGUAUAUUCACUGGAAAUUGAACGUAGAAAAUAUGGAGAUAGACUGACAAAUGGUAGUAUCUGUGAUGAAGGAACUUAUGUUAUGAAGCAAAAUGUGGCGCCAAUAUAUUGCGAGUCUCGCAUAAACGAAGCAGGAUGUGACUGGGAAUUUGACGACGCAAAUAGUCACCGUAUUGGCUUUGUUCCGAAGGAGAUAUUUAAGUCACCGAGUUUAAAGGUGAAAUUAUUAAAGAUGGCAUAUUUUCCAGAUGGAAAUUGUAGUAAUCACUCAAUCGGGAGAAUAGAUGUUCAAAACAUUGUUAUAAGUGGGGUAUCAGUUUGGGAUUCUAAAAUUGGUGAAAAUAUCAAUACGUCUUUAAUUUAUCAAUUUAAUUAUACAAGCAAAUUUCUCAAGGUAACUUUUAAUAACCACUGGGAUGGAAUGUUGAUCAAAUUAUUUAUAAAUUGUUUGAAUGAAACUGGAGAGAAUAUCAGAAAACACGCCGAAACAAGAUGUGUGAUGAUUAAAUAUGAAGGAAAUAUUACGUAUCCAAUCCCGUUACCAACAACACCACAACCUUCAACAGAGGUGCCCACAACAACAGCGUCAUCAUCGUCAACAACAGUAACAUCAAAUGCAACCACAACAAAAGCACUACCAGCAACCACAACAACAACAACAACGAAACAAACAGAAGCAUCCACAACAACAACAACGAAAGAAACAGAAGCAUCCACAACAAUAGCAACAACAACAACGAAAGAAACAGAAGCAUCCACAACAACACCAACGAAAGAAACAGAAGCAUCCACAACAACACCAACGAAAGAAACAGAAGCAUCCACAACAAUAGCAACAACAACAACAACACUAUCACCAAUAACAACAACGAUACCAAUAUCGACUUCAACAUUAACAAAAACAUCACUAUCGCCAACAACGAAAGCGAAUACAACAAAGUCACCUACAUCAACCAAAAAUGUAGUUUCUUCAAAUGCAAUACGAAAUGACGAUGAAAAAGAUGCUUCCCUUGUCAUCAUAAUUGGAACUGUCGGUGGUGUAGUACUUCUGAUAUUAAUCAUCAUAGUCGUGCUACUGAUUAUACGAAAAAGAAAUAGAAGAAGAAAAUAUCCACGAAAAGAAAAAAAUCAGAAUGUCGGCACUGAAAACGAAGAUAAUAAUAAUAUCAGCAACCCAACAUAUCAUGCAGAUAGCGACGAUUAUCUCUCACAAACUAACAAGAAUCAAAUCGAUGGAGAAGAAGAAACAAAAGUAAAUGAAAUGCCAGAAUACACCGUAGUGAAUAAAACCAAGCGUUGCUCUGUCGAAGAAGUUUCUAUUAACGACUGCGCUGAGGAUAAAACAAAAGAUCCAUAUAAUGAAGGAAAGCUUUAUUCUACACCAGUAGACAAAAAAGAAGCUUAUUUUCACAACAGUGAAGAUCUCUACGAUGAAGCAGUUUGCGUUUCAACACCACCAAAAGUAGUGUUGGAUGAGUAUGCUGUCGUAAAUAAACACAAAAAGGACACCGCAGAAAACUCUUACAGUUUUACGUGAAUCUCUUGCGUGAACUAUUUUUGUGGAAUUUUUUUUCUUGGUUUCUUUAAAAAGGACUGUACAGCAAUGCACGCUAUUUUAACCCUAGCAGACUUGCAAAUUAAAAUACGGUAGACGUCUAAUCAGACUUCGGAGAGUUAACGAUGUCAAUCUAACGCAGUGUUAAACUGUCUUUCGUAAUCUGUAAAAAUUAUAUCAACGCAAAAUGGUCAGCUAAUACAGGUUGAAUCAAGUCAAUCAUGAAAAAUGCACUUUAAUUGAGUUGGAGUUUCAUAUUAUAUAAUACAGAAUUGUAAAUAUCUCGCACUAGAUUUCGUUAUCCAUAUUUAUAUGUAACGAUUAAAUAUAAAAAUUCAAAAGGCAGGGUAUCCUUUGCAAUUUGUAAGACAC
This is a messenger RNA of Hydractinia symbiolongicarpus, 2232 nucleotides long. RefSeq lists its product as uncharacterized. The record is from RefSeq and is a predicted model, not a curated record. NCBI's taxonomy places the organism in Eukaryota, Metazoa, Cnidaria, Hydrozoa, Anthoathecata, Hydractiniidae. Bases 259 to 1842 code for a protein of 527 amino acids. The transcript is spliced from 7 exons.